UACAUAACUGUACUUAGAUGUAUGAAAAUAUACGAUAUUCUAACCUGAAAUUUUCGAAUAAUAAUUAAUAUGUACUAUUAUAUUGUAAGAAAUAAUUAAAGAAAUAAAUCUGGAAAACCAUUGUAUUAUGUAAAUCAACGACUAAAAUAUUUGUUAAUAAAUAUAUCAAAAUGCCAACAGUUAUAGCAUUAGACGUAUCUUUAUCAAUGAGACGUCCGAUAUUAGGAAGCGUGUCUGGUGAAAGUAAUCAAAAUGAACAAUUAACAAGACAUCAUUUAGCUGUACAUGGAAUAAAUGCAUUGUUACAUUAUUUACAAACGAAUUCAAAGUUGGAAUUUGUCGCUUUAGUUGUCUUUUCAUCAUUAUAUGAAGUUAUUUGUCCAUUCACUCGUGAUUAUGAUAGUAUACGUUCAAAAUUACAAUAUAUUGAAGAAUGUGACAAAACUUGCAUUGAAACUGCUCUUCAUGGUGUUAAUAAUGUUAUUAUGGCAGAAUGGGGCAAUACUACUGCCUGUCAAGUAGUGUUAAUUACUGAUGGUAAUCCUGGCGUAGGACCAAUGUCUUUAGCUGACUCUUUAAAUUCUUUAAAUGUAACAAGAGAUAUAAAUCUAUUUCCAUUACCAUUUCCUUAUCCAGGAAAACUAAGUGUUGUAUGUAUCUCAUCACAGCAAGAUGCUGGUUUACAUAUUGCUUUACCAUUAUACCAACGAUUAGUUGAACUUGCUGGUGGUGAUAGUGUAGUAUUAAUUCCUGAAACACCAAUUUCAAAACAUUCAAUUACAGCUUGUUUUCAAAAGUUAGCAGAAACUAAUUAUGUAUCUUUUCAAGGAUAUUUGAAAUGUGGAAAUUUAGGUUCUCGUAUACUUCUUUCACCAGCACCUAUGGCAUAUACUAAAAAGACUGAUUUUGAAUUAGUAUCUGGUUUAAUAAUAUCAAAAACUAUAGAAAUUUGUGGAUUUAUAUCAGUAGCAGAUGUUGGUAGUCCUAGUGCUAUAUCUAGACAUUUAGUAUUGCCAUUAUCUACAGAAAAAAAUUCAAGUAUGCAAGGAAUAUCUCUAGAAGAAGAUUCAGAUACAGAUGAGAAUGGAGAUGAAGGGAAAGUACCAUCCUUUUGUGUGCUGUUACAUGGAGCUUUAAAGGUUGAAAAUAUGGUAGCUCUUUGUUUAUUAAGUAGUGAAUGGUAUGGUUUUAUAUAUUCAUGGGCAGAUACAAAAAAGAAAUCAAACUUAAUGUUAACAGUCUUGGAGCCAGGUUUAGAUGUUGUACCUUGGUUAGGUAAUUUUAGCAAUUUAGGUCCUAUUGAUGCAGCUAAAGGUGCGAUUAUUAGUUUCCCAGUUAGACCAAAUGAAAAAAGAAGUUAUACUCAAAAUGCACCUUCUUGGAUUCGUCAAAUUGGAUUACAAUCAGAUAUUCAAAAAAUUUUAAGACAUGCAAGAAAAUUACCUGAAAAAACUCAAAAUUUUUAUAAGGAGGUAAAUCGAUUACGUAGAGCUGCAGCAUCAAUGGGAUUUGUAGAACUUUUAGAAGGAUUAGCUUGUAUUUUGGAACGAGAAUGUACAUUAUUACCUCCAAAUUUAAACCCUGAUUGUACAAUUCAAAUGGGUCAUGUAGCAUCUUUGAUUAGAAAACCAGAAUUUCUAGAGCUUAGAUACAAUAUUCCACCAGCACGUACUAGAUUUCAACAUGGAGGAUCAUAAAUAAAACAAAAAUAUGUUUAUAAUAUAUAAAUAUAUAAUUAAUGUAUAUAUUAAUUCUGCACAAAAUAUUUAUGUAUC
Apis dorsata (giant honeybee) is the source of this 1775-nucleotide messenger RNA. It is a transcript of the gene IntS14, whose product is annotated as integrator complex subunit 14. Gene Ontology annotation, biological process: snRNA 3'-end processing. NCBI's taxonomy places the organism in Eukaryota, Metazoa, Arthropoda, Insecta, Hymenoptera, Apidae. Gene Ontology annotation, cellular component: integrator complex. The transcript has 6 exons. Bases 171 to 1697 code for a protein of 508 amino acids. The record is from RefSeq and is a predicted model, not a curated record.